Molecule: messenger RNA, 993 nt
Organism: Colossoma macropomum (tambaqui)
Lineage: Eukaryota; Metazoa; Chordata; Actinopteri; Characiformes; Serrasalmidae
Gene: fam117ba
Product: family with sequence similarity 117 member Ba
Exons: 7
Coding region: 1-993 (330 amino acids)
Source: RefSeq, a predicted model, not a curated record
AUGCAUGCUGUUACCCCCAGGGCCUGGGUAGAUGAGCGGAGGAGAGGCUCCCAUAAGCGCUCAGCAUCCUGUGGCAGCACAGACCAGCUGAAGGAGAUUGCAAAACUGCGGCAGCAGCUCCAGCGCAGCAAACGCAGCAGUCGCCACCGGCGGGACAAAGAGCGCAAAUCGCCUUUCAAUGGCAACCAUGCUAUUAUCCAAUCACAGUCUCAGAUGCCUAAAACCAUCCUGAUCCCCAUCCCCAUCUCCAAGUCCACGCCCCCUCGCUUCCGCAACAGCAUCGAGGGUCUCAACCAGGAGAUUGAGCGCAUCAUCAUACGAGACACCACAGAGCGAGAUGAAGUCAUCAUUCCACAGGACGUUCCUGAUGGGCACCGUGCCCCCCCGCCCAUCCCCCAGCGCAGCAGCAGCACCCGCAGUAUCGACACCCAGACACCCUCAGGCGGGGGCCUGGGCGGUAACCGUAGCAACAGCAGCAGCCGGGCAGAUUCGGUGUCACCCUCAUACCUCAGCAUCCUGAACGACACGGUGGGGAACAGCCCACUACCCAACGACGACACACUCAGCGAGAGCAGAGAGAGAGACCUUGGGCCCUACUCCCCCCUGCCUAAAUACGCCUCCUCCCCCAAACCCAACAACAGCUACAUGUUCAAGCGAGAACCUCCAGAGGGCUGUGAGAGAGUCAAAGUCUUCGAGGAGAAUCAGCCGAGGCCUCUGCAGGAGAUCCCUCCGUAUCUGUGUCCCGACAGGAACAAGGUGAACUUCAUCCCCAAGAGCGGCUCUGCCUUCUGCCUGGUGAGUAUCCUGAAGCCCCUGCUGCCCACCCAGGAGCUGAGCUUCCGCGGGCCGGUGGGCUACCGCAGCCUCUCGCCCUCCCUGGUCCCCAUGGGCGGGGUCGGGGUGCGCAGCCUGUCGCCCUCUCUCGGACCUGUCCUGUCCCGCGGCCGCCAGUCGCCUUGCCUCCCGCGACACCUGGAGGAGCCAGAGGGUUAG